GAGGUGCAAUUGAAAAAAGAGCAAAACACAACCAAAGAGAUUGAUAAAGCUGUGGUCUGGAAAGUUGGUCAUAAACAGCGCAAAGGAAAGAAACCACAUCCUGGUGUUGUAGAAUCUUUUGAAAAACUUGAAAAAUCUCAAGCAGAGCAUGGUGCUGAUUGUGGAUCAUCGCAAAGGCCUUUGGCGAGGACAAGAAAACUAAAGGGAGGAAUUGGUUUUGGAGCGACACGAAAAAAGGUUGUUACCCAGUCCCAAUAUAAGUUGAUGAUUAGAGAGUGUCAGGAAUCCUAUAGAGAACUGAAUGAUCGGAUGGUGCAGUUAGAGGUAAGGAACUCAAAAUGUGUCUGCAAUGGAGUCUCACCUUCUCACAGGUCAAGUCCAAAAGCCAGCAACAACCAAGAGGCUAGCACUAGCAGGAUUGUUCUCUGCAAUGAAAGAUACUCAACUCAUACCACUCUUAGUCCUGUCAGGAGACCAAAUGAGGUCCAAGGGCCAGAGAUAUUCCAAGCUUGCAAGUUGUUAAGCUGGUAUAAGGAGGGCGAGGUGGUUGCAGAGGCUGAAAUUGGUGAAACAGAUCCAAGUAAUGAGAUACAUGGAAUGCCAAUAGGUCUUGGAGCAUACACUGUAUGUGUGAAGGUUGCUUAUGUGGCGGAUGCUCAUGUCUACAGAGCGACUUCAGAAGUCAAAUAUGUUGGUGAAGCUGUUUCAAAUUUUAUCACAUGGCCCAAGGAUCGAAUAUCCUACCAGUAGACUUCUUAUCUUUUUGGAGACUUAUCUUUGAUCUUUUUGGAGACUUAACUUUUCGUAACAAACAUUAUCACUGCCACUUUUUUUUUUGUAUGUUUUCUGUAUAUUACAUUGGUAUGUGAAUGCUGUUUGGUUUAAUUUGAAUGAAUCUUUCACCUUCAGAGCCA
Messenger RNA from Papaver somniferum (opium poppy), 914 nucleotides. RefSeq lists its product as uncharacterized. The record is from RefSeq and is a predicted model, not a curated record. NCBI's taxonomy places the organism in Eukaryota, Viridiplantae, Streptophyta, Magnoliopsida, Ranunculales, Papaveraceae. The transcript is spliced from 4 exons. Bases 265 to 750 code for a protein of 161 amino acids.